This is a messenger RNA of Musca domestica (house fly), 1140 nucleotides long. RefSeq names its product rho GDP-dissociation inhibitor 1 (gene RhoGDI). Gene Ontology annotation, cellular component: cytosol; cytoplasm; membrane. NCBI's taxonomy places the organism in Eukaryota, Metazoa, Arthropoda, Insecta, Diptera, Muscidae. The coding region runs from base 338 to 946 and encodes 202 amino acids. The transcript is spliced from 5 exons. Gene Ontology annotation, molecular function: protein binding; Rho GDP-dissociation inhibitor activity. The record is from RefSeq and is a predicted model, not a curated record. Gene Ontology annotation, biological process: Rho protein signal transduction.
ACAGAGAAUAUUUUAUUUUUUGCUGGAACCAAGAAAACAACGUAGAGUUGGACGACGCACUAAUUUAAUUUUAUUAUUAUUUUUUCUUUGCCUACUCGCAAUAAAAAAACAAUACAUAUUUUUCAUAACAACAAAAUCAAAUCAAAGGCAAAAAGUGAAUAACAACAAUAACAGAGAGAAAAAAGUGUUAAUUGUGGAAUUAUUUUUCCUUUGGUGAACAAAGCUGCUUCUUAUAUCUUAAUUUACCACCAUCACCAGAGUCUCCCCAACUACUCCAACACUUGCUAACUAAUCUAAGUCUUCGCAAUUACUACAACCCAACAAACACAACAUCACAAUGUCAUCAGCCGAAGCCACCAAUGAAGUUGAUGUCCAUCAUGACGAAGAUGUCCAUGAUUCCAACUAUCAACCACCGCCAGAAAAAACCAUUGAAGAAAUUAUGGCUGCCGAUCAGGAAGAUGAAAGUCUGAGACGUUACAAAGAACAAUUGCUGGGUGAGGCCCAGGCGGAGAAAAUUAUUGUGGAUCCCAACGAUGAACGCAAAGUUUUGGUGAAAAAGCUAGCCUUGGUCUCAGAAGGUCGCCCCGAUAUGGAAUUAGAUUUGACGGGCGAUUUAACUCAGCUAAAGAAACAAGUUUUUGUUAUCAAAGAAGGUGUCCAAUAUCGAGUGCGCAUUGAUUUCAUUGUUCAAAGAGAAAUUGUGCAUGGCCUUAAAUAUGUACAAAAGACUUAUCGUUUAGGUGUCCCUGUUGAUAAAAUGACCCAUAUGGUUGGCUCAUAUCCACCCAAAAAGGAAAUCCAAUGUUAUAUUACACCACCUGAGGAGGCACCCUCUGGCAUGAUGGCUCGUGGUACUUAUUCGGUUGCAUCCCUCUUCACCGAUGAUGAUAAACAUCAGCAUUUGAAAUGGGAUUGGACAUUUGAAAUAAAAAAGGAUUGGGAAUAAACGAGGAGAAGGAGGAGGAGGUGUGUCGCGAAUGGAUGGAGAUGGUCUGUCUGCUGUCUGGCGCAACAGAUAGAGCAUGUAUAUGUGUGUGUAUGUACGUGCGUGCAUUAGUGUAUAAAGAAAAGCAACAUAAACUCAAGCAACAACAACAAUAACAAUAUAGGCUGCAUUAAAAAUUUUACAAAAAAAAGAAA